AUGUGGCUGGGGGCGUGGCCUGGGCGCCGUGUCCAACGUGACGCUGUGGGGGCGGGUGGAGGACCACGGGGAGAACCUCGUGUGCGAGGCCGAGACCCCCGGGGUGGGGACCCGGAGCGCCAGUGUGACCAUCAGCGUGCCCCACCCCCCCCAGUCGCUGUGGUUGGAGGCCCCUCCCCCCAACGCCACCUUCGGGGUGGGGGCGAAGCUGCGGCUGCUCUGCCACGCCCGGGGGGGGGCACCCCCCCCCAAAACUGGGCUGGACCAAGGACGGGCGCCCCCUGGCGGGACGCGCCGCCCCAGACGCGGGCGGGUCACGUGACCACGCGGGAGCUCCACGUGACCGCCGCGCCCAGCGACAACGGCGCCACCUACCGGUGCCAGAGCGCCCCCGAGCGGCGGGGGGCGGAGACUCGGCUGAGGGUCACGUUUCCCCCGCUGGGCGUGUCCAUCUCGGUGUCGCCGCGGGAGCCCCGCCCAGGCCACGCCCUCACCCUCACCUGCCUGGCUGGCCCCGCCCACCCCGCCCCCGAGCUCACCUGGCUCCGCCCCGGCCACGCCCCUGACCCGGGCUCGCCCCUCCCCCCCUCCCCCGCCCCCCACGGGGGGGUCACGGCAGGGUCGCGGCUGCGCCUGCAGGGGGCGCUCUCGGACCAGGGGCAGCCAAUCACGUGCCGGGCCUGGAGCCCCGGGCUGGGCGUGGCCGUAAGCUCCGCCCACCGACUGCUGCUGAGGCACCCCCCCCUGGUCUCGGCCCCCUCCCUCGUGCUGGUUCCGGAAGGUUCCGUCGCCAUUUUGGGGGUGUCGGUCCAGGCCCAUCCCCCCCCCGAGGGCUGCGCCUGGAGCGUGAGGGGGAGGAGCCUCCAGCCGGAGGGGUCCCCGCGGCUCUCGCUGUCGCCAGGGGGCGCCCUCUCCAUCGCCAACGUCACGCGCGCCGACAGCGCCCCCUACCGGGUGUGGUGCACCAACGCCGAGGGCGGCGCCGGAACUGACGUCACGCUGAUCGUCCAGGCCCCCCCCAGCAUCGUCCGGGCCCCCGACCCGGUGGUCGUGGACGAGGGGGGGGAGGGGCAGCUGCUCUGCGAGGCCCGGGGGAGCCCCCUCCCCCCGGGGAGUGUGAGCUGGGCCCGGCUGGUGAGGGGGGAGGGGAUUUGGGGGGGUUUGGGGGGGGGGGCGGAGUCGGAGGCGGCGGCGCUGGGGGCGGAGCUUGCGGCGCGCCGGGAGCUGGGCCCGGAGCUGCUGCCAUUGGCCCAGGAGCUGGGGCGGGUCCGCCAGGGGGCGGAGCUCGCCCGGGAGGCCCUGGGCAAGCUCCGCCCACCCCGGCCCUGA
Pseudopipra pipra is the source of this 1329-nucleotide messenger RNA. Its product is annotated as nephrin-like. NCBI's taxonomy places the organism in Eukaryota, Metazoa, Chordata, Aves, Passeriformes, Pipridae. Bases 1 to 1329 code for a protein of 442 amino acids. The record is from RefSeq and is a predicted model, not a curated record. The transcript has 10 exons.